UAUUAACUUAAGUAAAAAUGGGUCUUUCAUUCUCAAAAUUGUUUGAAUAGUGGUUUGGAAAGAAGGAAAUGAGAAUAUUAAUGUUGGGUUUAGAUGCAGCAGGUAAAACAACAAUAUUGUACAAAUUGAAAUUGGGAGAAGUUGUAAGUUCAGUGCCAACAAUUGGAUUCAAUGUUGAGACAGUAGAAUACAAGAAUAUAAAAUUCACAGUAUGGGAUGUAGGAGGUUAAGAUAAAAUCAGAUUAUUAUGGAGACAUUAUUAUUAAAAUACAUAAGGUCUAAUUUUUGUUGUUGAUUCCUCUGAUAAAGAAAGAGUAGAUGUAGCUAGAGAAGAAUUGAUGAGAAUGUUAGGUGAAGAUGAACUUAGAGAUGCUGUUUUGUUGGUAUUUGCCAAUAAAUAAGACAUGGGUGUAAUGACAGUACCAGAAAUAACAGAGAAAUUGGGAUUACAUACACUUAGAAGAGAAUGGUACAUUUAAGGUACUUGUGCACUCACAGGAGAUGGAUUAUAUGAUGGUUUAGAUUGGUUAGCUAAAACAGUAGGAAAGAAGAAAUGAAUCAAAGAACUUUUAUAUUAAAACAAUUUGUUUAACAUUUAUUAUAAAUAUUUUUAAAAUGAUGUUAUUAAUUUAG
Messenger RNA from Paramecium sonneborni, 633 nucleotides. Lineage: Eukaryota; Ciliophora; Oligohymenophorea; Peniculida; Parameciidae. The record is from the annotation of a GenBank genome assembly.